Molecule: messenger RNA, 3265 nt
Organism: Plutella xylostella (diamondback moth)
Lineage: Eukaryota; Metazoa; Arthropoda; Insecta; Lepidoptera; Plutellidae
Product: integrin beta-nu
Biological process (GO): cell migration; cell-matrix adhesion; cell adhesion mediated by integrin
Cellular component (GO): cell surface; integrin complex; focal adhesion
Molecular function (GO): integrin binding
Source: RefSeq, a predicted model, not a curated record
GAACGGAAAGGCAUCGGGCGUCUGCCAUGUUCGACAUUCAAAAAAGGCGCCAAACGCGCCUCUCUUCGAAAAUUAAAAAGAUAAACUAUUUAGGACCAUAGAGUUAUUCCGAUAGAGGCUACAUUUUCACAGCUCCGUAUUUUCAGGUGUAGGGUGUUAUCAUCGCGUUAUCAGUUGUAAUCAAACACAAUAUCGCGGGCUGCGCAAACAGUCCGCUCGUAGCGAGUGUGCGAAUUUUCCGAUUAGCAUGUUGUGUUGACAAAUUAUGUGGUUUUAUUGAACGGAUCAUGGUUUGGUGUAAUAAAGGUGUCGUGAUAUUAUGUGUUUUGUUUCUGUUUCUGCAAUGUACCAGCGGUCAAGUGGUCGGUCAGCUGCUGAACAAGCUGGCGUGCGUGGAGCAGGAGGUGUGCGGCGCGUGCCUGGCCGCCGCCUCGCACUGCCGCUGGUGCGCAGACCCCUACUUCAGCGCCGCCACUCCGAGGUGCAACGAUUAUGACAGCCUAGUGUCAGCGGGCUGCGGGCAGGGCAUGAUCCAGGUGCCGGAGCCGGCGGUGUGGCGCGAGCUGGAGAGCCGGCCGCUGCAGGACAUGCGAGGCGACGACCCCGUCGUGCAGAUACAGCCGCAGAGAGUGCGCCUGUCGCUCAAACCACGGGAAACCCGUAAGAUCAAAUUCUCUUACCGGCCGGCACGCAACUACCCUCUAGACCUGUACUACCUGAUGGACCUGACGUGGUCCAUGCGCGACGACAAGCAGACCCUGGUGUCGUUGAGGGACGACCUGCCCAAUAUGCUGAGGAACCUUACGGAUAAUUUCAGGCUAGGUUUCGGCAGCUUCGCCGACAAGCCGGUGAUGCCGUUCAUCAGCACGGACGCGUCCCGCCUGGCCAACCCCUGCGCCGCCGAGGGCGAGGCCUGCCAGCCCACCUACAGCUUCCGGCACCACCUGUCGCUCACUACCCAGGUCAACGACUUCAUCGAGCACAUAAAGAACAGCUCGGUGACGGCCAACCUGGACAACGCGGAGUCUCAGCUGGACGCGCUGGUGCAGGCCGUGACCUGCGGGGGCCGCAUCGGCUGGGCGGAGAAGAGCCGCAAGAUUGUCAUACUGCUGUCUGAUGGGCUGAUGCAUACUGCUGGCGAUGGGAAAUUAGGUGGUGCCAUACAAAGGAAUGAUGAACAGUGCCAUUUAGACGAAAAUGGGUAUUACAAUUUAGCAGGAACUUACGACUAUCCAUCUGUAGCGCAAAUCUAUAGACUCCUCGAGGCUUAUAAGGUGAAUGUAAUCUUCGCAGUCACGGAAAGUGUUAAAGGACACUACGACCAACUGCACAAAAUACUUGAAGACUUCACGUAUAUAGCGAGAUUGGAAAGCGACAGUUCCAAUAUACUAAAACUAGUCAAAACGGGAUAUGAAAAUAUUAUAAGUGUAGUAAAUUUUAAGGAUGACGCAGGGUCAGGACCGAUAAAGGUGAAAUACUUCACUGAUUGUGGCAUCAAGGGAGGGUCAAUGGUGGAGUCUAACAGAUGCAGUGGAGUGGAGUUUGGCAUGACGCUUAACUUUGAGGUGCAUCUCACUUUGGGGUCUUGCGUGGAAUUCGUCAAGUCAAAACAAACCAUCCUCAUCAAGGAGAGUCAGCUCGGGCAGGACCGCCUGACGCUCGAGGUGGACCUCCAGUGCGGCUGCGACUGCCAGUCGGCGGCGCAGGGCGCCCUGGCGCAGGCCUGCCCCAACAACUCCUACCUCAUGUGCGGGAUAUGCCAGUGUAAGAAGGGAUGGUCAGGCCCAACAUGCUCAUGCUCGGAAGGCGACGAGGCAGCAUCAGCUGCCCUCAGUGCGCAGUGCCGCGCCCCCGCCCCCCUCCCCGCUCCCACAGGCCUCCGAGCCCUCCCUUGUACUGGGGCCGGGGACUGCGUCUGUGGGAAAUGCCAGUGCGACGCCGGGUACAGCGGGAAGUACUGCCAAUGCAAGGAUUGUGAGAUUAGUCGUGAGACAGGCCUCCAGUGCGGCGGCGCGGGGCGCGGCGCGUGCGCGUGCGGCGUCUGCGCGUGCGCCGCGGGCUGGGCCGGCGCCGCCUGCGAUUGUACCGAGGAGACGGAUGCUUGUGUGGCACCGGGCGGUGAUGGCGGGGUGUGCUCUGGAUAUGGGGAUUGCGUUUGUGGCAAAUGCCAAUGCUCCAACACGGACGGCGUGAGCUACACGGGCGAGUUCUGCGAAGCGUGCGUGGACUGCGAGGCCGCCAACCCGCUGUGCGUGCACGCCGAGCCGUGCGUGGCGUGCUACCUCGAGGGCAACUGUACCGACGUGUGCGUGACAAGCAGAGCUAAUUAUACUGUGGUGGAUAAUAUCAUGCAGAGAUCAGCUAGCCCAAUCGGCACCGCCCGCUGCAUACUCCGUCGGGAAGAGAGCGGGCUCCAAUGCGAGUACCAGUACACCUACACCGCGGGGACCAAGUCCAUGGUCCACAUGGACAUAGCCCUCAUGAGCCGAGAGUGCUCUAAGCCAAUCACAGCGCAGAUCCUAUCUACAGGACUGGUGAUCAUGGGCUGCGUCAUAGCCAUCGGCAUCAUUAUGAUUAUAGCAGUAAAAGUGUCUCAAGUGUAUGCGGAUAGGAGAGCAUACGCCAAAUUUGCAGCAGAGACGGAGCGCAGUAUGAUGAUGAUGAACCAGCGGCAACAGAACCCCCUGUAUAAGUCUCCGAUAUCCGAGUUCAAGUUACCUGAAGAUUAUCCGAGGAAUAUGAAUGAUUGAUUUAGUGGUUGGAUAGAAUGGAUGGAAUUUUUACGAGUUUGCCUUUUGGUAUGCGUCCUUAUCGUAUGGCAAAAUUACUUAUACCUACAACGGCUUCUGCGUGUUCCCAUAAGCGCAUUUAGUGUACUUAAUGAUUUUUCCAUUUGACGUUCUUGCCUUUUGGUAUACACAUACAACCUUUACAUUAUAAGCCUAAACUUUUUCGACGAGUUUAUGCAUUAGUGCUAAGGUCUACGAGGUGCAAUAGGUUUAUUUUGUUGUUCGCUGUAUGUAGUUUGUUUGGGUUGUGCCGUGCAGUUACACUAGUCUCUUCUUCUAUUUUCUAAGGAUUUUUUAACUCUUUCACCUUGUACAGUUAAGUUCCUAUUAAAAAUUUAAGGAUGUAACUACUUAUGUACUUAAAUUACCUAAUAAUUAAGCAUAAUCGUACAAAAUGUACCUACCUACUGUAUGUAAGUUCUUAUCAAAUAAAUUAUGUGUACUUAGGUGUAAAUAAUAAAAUGACUCAUUAUAAU